Diaporthe citri is the source of this 1470-nucleotide messenger RNA. RefSeq lists its product as uncharacterized. The record is from RefSeq and is a predicted model, not a curated record. Lineage: Eukaryota; Fungi; Ascomycota; Sordariomycetes; Diaporthales; Diaporthaceae. The transcript has 2 exons. Bases 1 to 1470 code for a protein of 489 amino acids.
AUGGACGAGGUCACACCUCAGCAAGUCGUUCAUUCGAGAACCUUGUCCGGUCACAAAAGACAAAGCUCAAGGGCCUCGGUACCAGAAACGAUGCCGCCGCCGCCAGUAGAUGAUGUCUUGUGGUCGCCCGCACCCUCAUUUGGCGCGCGAUCUACACGCUCACUGUCCACGACGUCUCGGAACUCAAACAGACUCUCACUGACCUUGCCAAUCGCACCGCCGUCAAACUCUCCGUCACGUCCAACUCCGAUCAACACGAAUGCCCCUUCCUUUCCCCCAACUCCCAAGGACACUCCUCUUGUUCGGUCCCCCACAGAUGCCAACGACUUCAUUCACGCCAUUGCUGCCCAAGAGAGACGUGUAUUGGAAAUCCGCGAAGACCUGAAAAACGCGGAGGCGGAAUUGACACGACUCAAGAAGCAGUGGGGCGCGUUCGACUCGGUCAGAAAACGCAACGCCAUGGUCAAUGGAGAACCGUUGCGAUCAACCCAUUCUGUGCACAACUCACCUGCUACUGAUGAUGUUGAGGCUACGCGGCGGAGUAUCGAGCUGGACCGGAGGAGGACGAUGAUGAUGAGCCAGCAGCUCAACAAGGAGGGCACGCCUAACUCGGGCAGACGGCGCGUCAUCCGCGGCGGGCACACUCGGGCUCUGUCUCUUCUGUCACCCACGAAGCCGCAGGAAUUCCAUCUACUCGACCUUGACGACCCGCUAGACGCUCAUAAACCGCCAGUAAAGGAUUCCGAGCCUCACCUUCAACAUCUUGGCCGGUCAUCGCCCAUCACGGUGGCUCAGCUGAACAAGCGCGCGUCUUGGGCGCCUCGCUCGGCGAGUCCCAAUUCCAACAACGGCGUGAAGCAGAUGGCGGAGGACUUCAAAGCAGGCCUGUGGACUUUCGUGGAUGAUUUGCGCCAGGUUGCUGUUGGAGAUGAGCCCAUCAACGGGGGAGGGAUUCAACGUAGGGGUUCCAACAGAAUGAGUGACAGCGACAAGGAUGGUGACACGAUCCGAGCUUCCGUCACCCCUGCGCGGCCGCGCCUGAGUAGCGCAUUCAGCGACGUUACCCCCACUCCCACGUCGCGGUUCAUGGACCCCCUCAAAGAAUCGGAUACGGCCAACCUAGGACGGCCAAGACGGACCAACUCCAAGCGCACGAAACACUUCUCCUGGACGCCCCUCAGCGUGGAUUCAUUCGACGACAGCGACUGGUCGAACUGGGACAGCCCGGUGUCUUCCUCGCCCCGAUGGAGCGGCACGACCGUCAACGGCGACAUGAUCACGCCAAUCCCUGAAAAGGGCGACGAAAACGACCCGCCACUCAAGAACGAGACCGCGGCAUCGAGCGACUGCGAGCCUCCCGUCUCCCCUUCGCCAUCAGCACUAAAGCUGGAGGAGCUGUCGCUGAGUGUUCUCAACAAGCUGAGGAGCCUCGGGGAGCCUGUGACUCCUCUUAAGAACAAGGCAUGUUAG